CACGGGAUAAAAAAAAAUUAAUUAACUUCCAUCUCGCCAUACAUACUCGAAAAAACAAAAAACAAAUAAAAAACAACGUUUCAACUGAUUUGAAAACCAUUGUCUAAGUUAACAUGUGUCGAUUAGAUAUCUUGCAUUUGAAAAUCUAUUAAACACAUGCAUAGCUUGUUUCAAAAUUUUAAAAAUUAGAUUUUUGGUUAAUGAUUCGAAAUCUUAAUUUACUGUUCUGGCCGUCCUGAAGAGAAGAUGGAGAAGGUGGCAAAGGGUGGGUCCAAACAAAAGAGAGCUUCGAAAACCACUGGGGAAUUCAAAGACACGGCCCGCCAAUUGAUGAACGUCGAGGGGGCCAUCGAAGAACUAAACAGGGAAGCAGUCCGCCAUGAACACCGGGGUCUUGUCGCCAGGCAGGGUGCCAGGGAUCUUUUGGAAGAAGGGAAAAAGAAAGAAGCGAGAACUUUGAUCGAACAGAUGCUGUCUGAAAGAAAUUACGUUGUAGCCUGCGGUGUCACGUCGAGGAGGAUCAAAAGGCUGUCGGAGGAAAUUAAGGAGACCGCAAAGAGAUCUGGUGGUAUAACAAAGAGGGUUGCCAAAGCAAUAGGUGAUGUUGAGCUUUCUAUUAAAGGGAGUGUUCUCGCCGAAAUCGAGGAGGCUUUAAAUUCCCUUGAGGCGGCGCUAAACCCACAACUCGAAAGGGCUUCUAGCGUCAUCGAGCUGGUUUCGACUGUCAAAGCCAUCGAUAUCGACCAGCUACAAAGAGAGCUGGAAGGAGAAAUCUCCGUCCUUUCCAACCUUUCCCUGGGCAAGAGCAUGUCGAACAGCGGUGGCUCUCGCUUCAACACAAGAAAGUACAAACUUGAGAAGAAACUGGACAGGGGGGAUACCACCCCCGAGGUGAGGAAUAUCAAAACCGAUUCCGAAACAGAAGAAGACACUCAGAGGACCGCGGUCGAAGAAGAAGACGAGGAAGACGACGACGACGAAGAAGAAGCCGAGGACGAGGAAGACGAAGAAGGAGAAGAAGACUCCGACGAAAGCGAAGACAACGCAAGGGAUAGAAGUGAUUCCGAAAGCCAAUCGGAAACUGACUAAAAAAUAACUAUCGUUAAAUAACAAAAUUUAUUUUCUUUAACCAUGA
Cimex lectularius (bed bug) is the source of this 1135-nucleotide messenger RNA. Its product is annotated as probable DNA-directed RNA polymerase subunit delta. The record is from RefSeq and is a predicted model, not a curated record. The transcript has 2 exons. The coding region runs from base 247 to 1089 and encodes 280 amino acids. NCBI's taxonomy places the organism in Eukaryota, Metazoa, Arthropoda, Insecta, Hemiptera, Cimicidae.